GGCUCGCUCCCCGCCCCCUCCGCGCCCGCCGUCAUCGCGGUGGGUUCAGCCCCUCACCUAGCCCGCUCGCAGCCACCCGGGGCUUAGCUCGCCCAGUCCGGUGGCUCCAGUCCGGAUCUCGCUGCUGCCGACCCGGGUAGGAGUUCCAGCUGCCGGGGAGGCGGCGGCGGCUGGCCCGGCUCCCCUCGGCCGCCUCGCCAGCCUGCAGUUGGCCGGGAGGGAGCAGCUGGGUAGCCCCCCGGAGCCCCUCGGAGGACAAUGCACCCAGCGCUCGGCAACCCCCGCUCGGUCUCGACCUCGUCCGGCUCCUUCCCCCAGCCCCCCGCCGCCGCCCGGCUGCAGCCCCUCUUCCUCCGGGGGGCGUCCUCCCGCGGCCGGAGAGGUUCGGCCGACAGCAGCACCAGCACCAGCACCAGCCGGGGGGGAGGCGGCGGCAGACGCGGCGGGGGCGGCGGCGGCGGCUCCCCCAGCAGCAGCACCGGCGCGGAGCGAGAGGACGACGACGAGAGCAUCAGCAUCAGCAAGCCGCUGGUGCCGGCUGCCGCCUCCGGGCUCCAGGGGCCCCCGGCUCAGGGGGGCGCCCCAGCCGCCAACCCAGCGCCCGCCGCUUUCUCCUCCUCGGUCGCCACCUCCUCCUCCAGCUCCACGCCCACCUCCUCCUGCAGCAUGACAGCCGCGGACUUUGGCGGGGGCGCUGCGGUCGGGGCCGUCGGGGGCUCCGGGGGCCGCUCGGCUGGGGGCGCGGGCGGCCCCGGGACCGGCAGCGGCACCUCCUGCUGUUCGUGUUGCUGCUGCUGUGGCCGCCCAGCCCGCCCGGGCCGCAGGGGUCGGCGCCGCGGCUGCGCCCCCAGCCCGGGGUGCCGCUGGGGCUACCAGGCGCUGUCCGUGGUGCUGCUGCUGGCGCAGGGCGGUCUGCUGGACCUGUACCUCAUCGCCGUCACCGACCUGUACUGGUGCUCCUGGAUCGCCACCGACCUGGUGGUGGUGGUGGGCUGGGCCAUCUUCUUCGCCAAGAACAGCCGGGGCCGUCGGGGCGGCGCGGCGAGCGGCGCGCACAACCACCACCAGCACCACCACCACGCCGCGCCCACGCUGCACCUGCCCGCCCCAUCGGCAGCCUCCGCCGGGGCUGCGGCCGGGGCCAAGGCACGCGGCGGCCGCGGGGGCGCGGGCGGCCCGGGGGGCGGCCCGGGGACUGCUGGGGCGGCGGGCGAGUUCGCCUUCGCUUACCUGGCCUGGCUCAUCUACUCCAUCGCCUUCACGCCCAAGGUGGUGCUCAUCCUGGGCACGUCCAUUCUGGACCUCAUCGAGCUGCGCGCGCCCUUCGGCACCAUGGGCUUCCGUCUCACCAUGGCGCUAUCCGUGCCCCUGCUCUACAGCCUGGUGCGGGCCAUCAGCGAGGCGGGCGCCCCGCCUGGCUCGGCGGGACCUCUGCUCCUGCAGCCCCAGCAGCACCGCGCCGCCGGCUGCUUCCUGGGCACGUGUCUGGACCUGCUCGACAGCUUCACCCUGGUGGAGCUGAUGCUGGAGGGCCGCGUGCCACUACCCGCGCACCUGCGCUACCUGCUCAUCGCUGUGUACUUUCUCACCCUCGCCUCGCCGGUGCUCUGGCUCUACGAGCUCAACGCCGCCGCGGCAGCUUCGUCCUGGGGCCAGGCCUCGGGUCCAGGUAGCUGCAGCCGCCUUCUGCGCCUGCUGGGCGGCUGCCUAGUAGACGUGCCCUUGCUGGCGCUGCGCUGCCUCCUGGUGGUGAGCUACCAGCAGCCCCUCUCCAUCUUCAUGCUCAAGAACCUCUUCUUCCUUGGCUGCCGCGGCCUGGAGGCCCUGGAGGGCUGUUGGGACCGGGGGAGUCGGGCCUCCCCCAGUCGGGCCAGAGGGGGCUACGGCGGUCCGCCCUCUGCCCCGCCGCCACCGCUGCCACCUCAGGGAGGCUCCCAGCUCGGCCACUGCAUCUCGGAGAACGAGGGGGGUGCCCAUGGCUAUGUCAACACCCUGGCUGUGGCCUCCCAGAAUUGAGGGAGAUAAGGGAAGGGGGCUUGAUUUGGGGUUGAGAGACCCCAGCUCCCUUGUCCUCUGACCUUUCUCUCACCCAGAUUUGAUCAGGCUGUGUUUGGGAGAGGUAACUGUUAAUAGGGCUAAGGGCCAGUGUGUCCUUCUGCACCUCUUGAGUCAAGACUGCUUGGAGGGAGACCAAGUAGCUAAUGGUGAGGGAGGAAAGUCCACGUCCCCUCGUAUCCCUUCUCCAUGCCCUACUCUGACUCGCCUCCAAAGGCCUGGGUACCUCUUCUUCUUGUGUUUCCCGCCUCCAUGCAAAUUCCUAUCCAGUGUAGGUGACAAUGGAAGGAAGGGGGUGCCCAGGCAGGCGGUCAGGGGCCUUGGGCCCUCCCCCUUGCUUGGAAGUACCAGCUUUUAGGCUCUGGUAAGUGGUCGUUGUCCCAACACUUUGAAAUUGACCCAGAAUGCUCGGUUACCCUGAUGUGUCUAUUGGAUUCCUUCCAGGUGGUGGAUGCAAAGUCUACGUGUGUGUGUUGUUGUUGUUUUCUGUGUCCACCCUGUGGCCCGUUGCAAUCAGUAGGAGAUCUGGGGGUGCCCUGCCCACCGCACAGACCACCACCCUCCUUGUUCCUACCUGAAUUUGUGGCCAUGAAUUCCCAGAAGGAGCUGGGCUUCUGGGAGCUGCCCAGUUGUUCUCCUGCAAGGGAGAAGCUCACCUAGAAUCUUCCUCAAUCCCACUCCUCUCUUCCCAGCUUAUGGGAAGGAGAGGAUUCGUACUCUAGGGACCAAACUGCACCCUUUUUUGGGUGAGUGAGCAUUUCUACCUCCGUGCUUUCAACUUUUGUUGCAUCAUGCACUGAUGCUGCUUGCAAAAAUAAAGACAAAAUACUCAGAAAUUGCAUUCAACAUGGCUGCUAGAUGCAGCUGGGGCUUGGUGCCAGUGUUAUUACAGGGUCUGUGGAGUAUUAGCCAUUGGCUUGCCCUCCCUUUGUCCCUUCCUCUGCACCUGGAUCUCUCAUCCUUCCUGAAGUUUGUUGCUGGCUGGGUCAGAUCUUGGCUCAGAACAACAGCUUUGGUGGGGUUCCUGGAUGGAUGUGAAGGUGGGCCUCCUGUGGGCCCAAGGGAGUAGGAAACCCAACUGCCCAUCUGUCCUUCCUCUAGGAAGCUUGGUGUAGAUCAGAAGGGGUAGUGGUGACCUUUCUCCUCUGCCCUGGUUAAGAGAAUCUCUAGGGAAAGGCAGGCUGCAUGGAUUAGGGUGGCUAACUCCCCUCCCCCAGCCUUCCUCCCUGGUAUUCCUGUUGCUGAGCUUGAUGACAAGGGACAUCCAGGCAUUGCCCACUUACAGUCUUGAUGUGGGACAUCACUUUUGGAAUAUUUAAGGCAGGAUAAUUAUGUUUAGGGGAGGGAAGAGUGCAGGAAGACAGCUGGCAGCAGGAAAUCCUGCCUUUUCUUCACCCUGCCAUAGGCUGCCGGGGUGGGGAGGGAAUUGUAAGAAGUUUUGUUUCCCUUCUCUCUUCCCAUGCUCGGGCAGUUGUGUGUGGUGUAAUAAGCUUGGACAAAGGCCCAGAUGUCAUGGGCACUGUUGCUCACUAGCUUUGAGUGACACAUUACGCUUGCUUUCUGGGCCGCGGGUCUCGCUUGGGGCCCCUCUCUCCCAGGUUCUCUGGGGGCUUGUUGACAGAAGUUGUCCAUGUAGACAGAGACAUAAGAGGGGCUGAUGGCUUGACCAGAGUUCUCUGGAGCCUCCCACUACUCUCAGAGUGGGGAACAAUGGGGGGAAAAUGUUCACACUCAAAGCACAAUUUGUGCUCUCAGCCCCUCAUCCUCCUAGGUCCAGUAAUUAGCUGGUUGGAUUUCACAGCUAACUGGGUUUUUUCUGCCUUCUCUCCUUCUCUCUCCUGACUCCUCUUCUCUCCCUUUGAACUCCAUGUGCUCAAAGUUCCGGGGCCCAGGCCUUGGGUGGGUCCCACUAGCUCCUCCCUCUGUUCCCACACCCUCUCUCCAGCUUUGCUGUUUCUCUGCUACCUAAUCUCAGUGACUGUGAAGGACUUUAUGUCUGAGCCAUGGCCAGCACGUGGCUGGCCCCCGUCCACGUCCUCGCUACUGUUAGGAUGGCGGUCUCCCUGCUGAGUGACUGUGAAAGCUCUGAGUACUGUUGGGUUUCUGCUGGGAGGCUGUGAUAGGUUCUAGUGAGCUGCCACUUCCCUAGGUAAGUUGAGAGACUGAUGGCCACCAGGCUAAUUCUGGCGGAGGCCAGGCCUGUUCAGGCCCUGUCUUCUGGCCCUCAAAUCACCCCUGGACAUCCUCUUUCAAACAUUUGGUGCCAGUAAUUUGUGCUCAGGGAGUCAGUCCCUUCCUUCUGGUGUGUUUUUCUUGAGUCCUUUUACUUACUUCCCUUGGCCUGUUCACAAGAAACGUCCCCUAAAGCUUCACUUUCCUUGCUUUUUAGGGGCACCUGUAGUGCAGGGGUCAAUCUGGAGAUGUCCCUGUGGGUCUAAUACCUGCACAUACGCUGUUUCCUGAGGCUCAUGCCUGCAGCACCAUUCACAGAAAAGAACCCUGGGCUCAGCAUCCAGACUGCCUGCCCCUGACAUGUGUGCAAGCAAGACGUGUCCUCGAUCUGAGCCUCUGGCUCCUUACCUGUUCUGGAAAGGGGUUGGACUAGGCCUUAGCUAAAGACCGUUAGGAUCAAACGCCCUGGUUCUGAUUCCAUGUGCUUCUGCGGGAGAGAGUGGGCUGACAGUUAGAACCUGGAGGAGGGGAAGUGGCACCUCACUGGCAUUUAUCACGUUUCCCCCCGCCCCUUCUCUUUUUAAAAAUAAAACCAGACUCUGUUCUGAAAAUAAAAGACUUGAGACUUGU
This is a messenger RNA of Equus caballus (horse), 4857 nucleotides long. It is a transcript of the gene TMEM121B, whose product is annotated as transmembrane protein 121B. NCBI's taxonomy places the organism in Eukaryota, Metazoa, Chordata, Mammalia, Perissodactyla, Equidae. The record is from RefSeq and is a predicted model, not a curated record.